Molecule: messenger RNA, 3141 nt
Organism: Anguilla rostrata (American eel)
Lineage: Eukaryota; Metazoa; Chordata; Actinopteri; Anguilliformes; Anguillidae
Gene: jpt1a
Product: Jupiter microtubule associated homolog 1a
Exons: 5
Coding region: 195-668 (157 amino acids)
Cellular component (GO): nucleus
Source: RefSeq, a predicted model, not a curated record
CCGCGACUGUGGGUGGGAGUAACGUACCGACGACAUUCCCUCGCGCAGCAAAGUGCUCGAUUCAAUCAAAGCCGGGCGGAGUGUCUUAGUAUGAAACGGUGAGGUGCAAAACUAUAGUUAGUGGCAAAAGUAACGUUGAAGCAAGCAGCUAGCUAUAAAGAUUCACAUUUUUACGGAUUUACGUGACAAUAAAAAUGACAACGACUACCAAUUUCCAAGGCAUGGAACCAGGAGCAAAAAGUAGCUCAAGGGUACUGCAACCCCCGGGCGGUGGCUCCAACAUUUCCUUUGGGACAGAUGAGGAUAAGGCUGUCACACGCAAGAACAGGACUGCCUCCAACAUCUUCGCUGAGCCUGAAGAUCCCCACGCCCAUCGGAGGAACAAUCCACCUGGAGGGAAGCCCACUGGUAUCUUGUGUGGAGAACCUUCGGCCCCACUCAGAAGAUGCCAUGCCCAGCCUGUUGUGCAGAACAAUUCUGUGUCUGAGGAGGCCAUCACUGGGGAUGGAGACCAAGAGAAGCCAAAUACUGACAACGCCGAGGAGCCCGAGGUUGUGCAGGAGUCCGGCGAGGGGCCCCCACAGCCGUCCGCCCCCUCAUCGUCUGCGGGGGGGCCGCCCGGCCGGAGAAACCCGCCUGGGGGCAAGUCCAGCCUCAUCCUGGGUUGAGCUUGCUGUCCUUCAUCUUCCUCAUCCUAAAUUUUUUUUUUUUUUUUUAAACGAAUCUUCUCUUCGCCCCUCUGUGUGUGAGCCAUAGAAUUCUGUCCUCCUGUCCAUUGUUUUUAUACGAUGUUUUUUUAAAUUAUGAUUAUUAUUAUUAUUAUUUUAAAUGUGUCUUUUGACAGAAGCACUUUAUGUAGCUCCUCUGUUUAGCCCCUCAUGUAGUGUAUCAGGCCUGCUGGAAAAGGCAUGAGGUUUGGUCGUCUUCAUUCUUCCCUGGAGAAAAUAAUCAGAAACAUUUUGUUACGUGGAAUCUAUAAAUACAAUAAAGACUGACACGAAGUCGUAGCUUUCGCUCCACGGUCAUUGUUGAGAAACUGCAUGUAUGUCUCCUAUGUAUGUCUUGCCGUGGUUGAUGGAACUAAAUUUCUCUGCUGGAAACUGUUAUGCUGGAAAAGCCUUUGGGUGUCGAUUUGGUUCAAAAUCGAAAAUCUUCUCUUGCUGAUUAGGUCACUAGGUAGUGAUGUGAUGAAGCAACCGUACAAAGCAUUUUGUUUUUGGUGGCGGAUACUUGGCGUGUGACAUGGUGUGCGUUUUAUGCUUUACAUUGAAAUGGCCAUGUAGGGCAUAGGUCUCCCACUGUGGUCCUGGGGAUAUGCCAGUUUUUGUAUGUCUCCCUGUUUCUGGAAGAGCUGGACCAUCUGUCAACCCUUAACCCUGAACCCAAUCACUGGGAGCAUGAGCAACUUUUUUCGUCCUUAUUGUUCACAAAAAAAACCUGAUGGAGGCACAACAGUCAUCUACUAAGGUUAUUUUGGUUGUACGUGCGGAUGUCUUUGCUCUAGUCAGUUUGUGUGAACAAACCUUAAACUGCAUGCGUGUAAAUGAAACCUUGGAGUGAAGCGGGAAAUCUUCACCACCACGGUUGGAGGCCAUUGGUGUCGGUGUGUUUAAAUGUCCACAGGGGGGUGCUCUUCUGUCAAUCAACCUUGUUUUUUCAAGUUCUCUUCUAAACUAAAUUAGAUUAAAGCCAAGAUUCAAUCCUUUCUUUGUGGAUUUAAAACCCACUUUUAUAUUUCAUCAAACGCACAGUAUAUAGUGUUUUAAAACUGUAUUUAAGUUCUUUUUUUAUUCCAUCUAAUCUUACUGUACUUUGUAACAGUUUACUGGUUCUUAUUUCUAAGGGGCAGCCUUAGGAACCUAAACAUUAGUGUAUUUUAUGCACUAUGCUGUAACUGUUAGGGGAAACCAUAAAAGUGACCUUAUGACAGGAUAGGGAUGCGUAUCACUUAUGACAUCACUUUUGGCUCCAUUUUACCAUUGCUGUACUGUUUCAAUCCAGGCCUUUCGUAUUUGUGUACUUUGAUUGUUUGCAGAGAGACUGUUUUAAACACAUUAACAUUUUAUCUGUAUGUUAUUGCCAUUUCUUUGUACAAAACCUACCAAAGGCCUUUUCAUAUUUUGCAUUUUUGUUACUUCUUUCUGUAGACAUAGCCUUAGACGAGUUGCAUUUUUAUUAACAAGUUGUACUAUGUAUAACCGUAAAUUUGUUUAUUGUUUCUUUAUUUUAAAAUCUUUGGUAACAUGGCAUUCAUGGAUUGAAAUAAGGUUAAACGUGAGACCAGUGUUAGUGUAAAUAUGGAUUUCUGCUUGACAGGUGUAUGGCGUACAGAAGUGCAUAGAUCUCCAGGCUUGCUACUCAUUCUGCUGACUUUACUAUGAUCUUUUAUUUUUUAAUACAGUUAUUAUUGUUUUUGGCUUGCCUGGUGUCCUUAACCUGGGUAAUCUGCAUAGUUUGUAGUUGAUAAAAAGCCAUUAGUAGUUUAGAAAAUGCAAAUUAAAAAAUACAUAGCAGAAAGACUGGUAGUGCAGUGUUUUGUUAAAAAAAGUUACUUGACAGUUUUGAGUCUGCCCAGGUUCAGUGUUAAGAGCCGAGUAUGGGAGAGGUGACGACGGGCUGGAGUGGCAGAGGGUUUGUGGGAGCGGUUCUGUGCACACGGGGGAUGGGUGUGCACAGAAAGCAUUCAGGUGUUGGGGUGCACCAGUAUACGGCUGGCUAGAAGUGGACUACAAGAGGAAAUGUGCCGAAGAGAUGAGCAUUGUGUAAUUGGCAGUGUUGCUUACAGCAAGGAGAAAAAGGGCCACAAAUUGUGCAAAAUUGCAUUUGCAGGAACAUUGACAAUUGGAACUUGACACCGACAAUUAGGUACUGGCUUUUGCAAAAACAAAAGAUCACUGAAGCAUGCUGGAAAUAUGUUUUUGAUAAAGGCGUUUGACUUUAAAGUUCAGGUUUAACUUUAAGGGUCCUCUGAUUGUUCUGCUGUUCAUGCUUGUGUUUGCAGCUGAUGUUCUCAAACAGUAAGUGCAACAUCUUGGUGUUUUUCAUUUUUGAUUGAACACCCUCAAGUUAUUUGAACUUUGUACACCAAUUCUAAAUGUUAAUUGUUGAAAUUGUGGAAUAAAAGUGUUUUUUUAAAAUAUA